AUGGAAUAUAGUAGAUUCCUGUCUAUUUGUUGUAUUUUAGUUAUUGCUAGUUUGACGAUUUAUGCAGGAUGCCUUCGUUCUUAUGCGAUCUACUUUUUUGAGAGAGAUUCGAGACGAGUUGUCUUCCUUGAGCCGUGGGGCGCCGCAGCCGUGCCUGUAGCUUUGUCUUUUAUGCUGAUUGUGUCUUACUUAACGUCAAAACGCUCUCUUGCGACCUCUGAAGAAAUAGCAGCGAAAAAAUUGUUUAAGUCCAGUCAAGCUAGCAUUAAAAGUGCUGGCUCACGGAAGUAUUCUCGUACUUCAGAUUUGGAAAGCAUACCGGAAUCGCCAACUGAGAAUAAGAGGGAUGGAGAGUUGUGUGAUUGGUCACUUGAUCUGAGUGGUCACGCUUUAGCUGAUUCGAUAGCAGGGACAUUUCAUAAUUGCGAAGAUGGAGAAGAAAAAAGUAAUGUGGAGAAAAAUGCUGAUGUUAUAUUCUUAGUGGGUCAGAAACGAAUCGAUGAGGCAGAAGAUGAGUGGUCCCCUUCACGAAAAUCAUCUCAAAUUAGCAAUAGCAGUCGUCGAGAGCAAUCUGUACAGCGUAAACAGUCUGAAAUCUAUAAGCAGAUUGGCAAGAUUGACUUGGUCCCUAUGUCCCUGAAGAAAUUAUCUUUUCAUGUGGCUAAACCUUCUCAUAUUAGGCGAUUCCGGAAAGAUUCUAUGUUUGAUAUUUUUGUCCAAAUUCUUGGUAUACACUUUCCAUUAUGGCUGAGUGUGAUAGCGGUUUAUAUAACAUUGGUGGAAAUACUGAGCAUGAAAUUCUACGCAAUGUUUUAUUAUUACCAUCCAGCUUUAAAAUUAUUUGCAAUGUCCUUAGCGGUUUCAAUCGGUCUUUUUCACGAAUGGAAGCCUACUUGUUUUGUCAACAACGUUUUAGGCGUUGCUGCUGCCUAUGUGAUAAUCGCUCGUGUUCAGGUUGUUAGCUAUGUUGCUGGAAUAAUCUUUCUUAGUGGAAUGGUUGUCUUUGAUCUAUUCUGGAUGUACGGAAUUGACCUUCUUUUGGACCUUGAUCUGAGAGCUGAGAGCAAAUCCAAAAAGUUUUUAAGCUGGAUUUUGAUAGGGUAUGGAGCCAUUUCGUGUGCAAGAGCUCGGUAUCGUUUGAUUGAGCGUGGUUUCGCCUGUAACUUCCUUAUUUGCAAUACUUCUCCUGUAGAAUCAUUUAAUUUAAAAAGAGCAACCGUAUCGAAGCAAACUAAUACGCCUAUAAUGUUAGUUAUACCUUGGGGAAAUGAAGGGAGAAAAGAAAUGCUUUCGGUUGUAGACAUAAUUGUACCAGGAGUAUUUCUGAACAUUGUUUUAAAGUUCGCUGACAUGUAUGAUUCUCGGGCUUUCUACCCCUCGUUUUAUGCAGUUUUGUUCGGAUUGACAGUCACUUUUGCUAUAGCUCUUCAUAGGGCUAAGUCCACUCCUGCUAUGGUUUUGCCAGCAUUAUUUUCAGUUUUUACGUCUCUAGUUAGUGUUCAUAGAGCAAUUGAUUUAUGGCGGUUUGAAAUUAAGCACUAG
This is a messenger RNA of Enterobius vermicularis (human pinworm), 1542 nucleotides long. NCBI's taxonomy places the organism in Eukaryota, Metazoa, Nematoda, Chromadorea, Rhabditida, Oxyuridae. The record is from the annotation of a GenBank genome assembly.